AUGGGGGCGUGCUUCUCAUCAGAGGCGCCUCCAACGGCGCCCGCGGCUGCCUCUGAGGCUCAGCUGGCACCCGUGGAGGCCUCUGUUUCGGUUCCUGCGGCCUCGCUCAGCAGCGUCCCCAGCAUACCGACGACGCCGAGUGCGGCACAUGAGACAAUACGCAGCACGUCGGAGCGCACGUUCGACGACAUGAAGCUGCUGUCGCAG
Molecule: messenger RNA, 207 nt
Organism: Monoraphidium neglectum
Lineage: Eukaryota; Viridiplantae; Chlorophyta; Chlorophyceae; Sphaeropleales; Selenastraceae
Exons: 1
Source: RefSeq, a predicted model, not a curated record